AUGCACCUCCCGACCGGGCCCUCCCGCCGUGCAACGGCUUACGCGGAGGGCCUCACCCAGGCUCGAGACCUGGUCCGGCGAGAUGUACCUAGUGCUGCAAUCGCUGUGGGCGGCUUCUUCGGACUUUUUCUCACCGUGGCCAUUGUGAUUAUCACAAUGACACGCUACUCCAAGCGACAAAAACGGCAGAAAUCGCGCACGCAAGGCUACGAGUCGACCACAGGCGCCGACACGACCGAACUCGCCCCUGCCACAACCACAACCACCAGCACCGUAACGAUGCCGCCGCCCGCUCAAACCGCCGGCGGCGGCGGCAACAGCGUGGACCGGCACACGUCUGUGCGCUCCGUCAUGACACUGCCCGCCUACCGCGCCGAGGCGUCCACCAACGAGCAGGUGCUCGGGCGGGCGGGCGACCGCGACGGCGUCGACGUGAUUGUCGACCUGCCGACCGAGGAGCGCGAGGAGGCGCUGCGGGACGAGGAGAUGGCGGCGCUGUACCAGAUCCGGGCGCUGCGGCGGCAGCAGAUUCUGGAGCGGGAGCAGCGGCGGACGGAGCGCGAGGCGGCGCGCGCGCGCAACGACCGGGCGGCGCUGGCAGACAUUAGGCAGCGGGCGCGCCUGGCCCGCGACGAGGUGGCGGCGAGCAACGAGGCCAUUGACGAGCUGCGACAGGACGCGUCACGGGCGCAGGGCCAACGGCUGCGCAGCGUGUCGACCGUUUCGUAUGGGGACCUGGGCGUUGCGCGGCACGACGGCAGCCGCGUGCGCGCGAGCAGCAAUGACAGCGAGCGCAUGGGGCUGCUGGCCGAUGCCGCGAGCAUCGGCGAGGCCGCCGCCGCCGCGGGGGCGAUGCCCGAGACGCUCCGCAGCAGGAACAGGAGCGUAAGCUCGUUUGUGAGCGUCGACAGCGGGCCGCCGUCGCCGGCCUACUCUCGCGAGGCGUCGAGGUAUGGGCGCGGCGGCAGCGGCGACUCGCCGCUGGCGGGCUCCAGCCCAGAUCUGGUCGAGGUGCCGUUGGAUCUGGGCGACGAGGAUCGCCCCCCGCCGCCGGGCUACGAGGAAGAGGCGUCGCCGUCGCUUGGGAGGGAGGCUGCUGCUGCUGCUGCUGCACUACCACCGCCGGAAUAUGCCGAGGGCGACAGAAGUAGUAGCGGCCAGGUGGUGGGCGAGCUGCAGGCACCCGCGGAUGCGGGUCGAUCGCAGCGAUCGGGCAGCUUCACCAGACCGGUGCCGCAGAUUGUGAUUGAGCGGCAUUAA
Molecule: messenger RNA, 1260 nt
Organism: Beauveria bassiana ARSEF 2860
Lineage: Eukaryota; Fungi; Ascomycota; Sordariomycetes; Hypocreales; Cordycipitaceae
Exons: 2
Coding region: 1-1260 (419 amino acids)
Source: RefSeq, a predicted model, not a curated record